UCAAACAUGAACAACUCUGCUAAGAUAUGUUCCAGAUACGAAACUGCUGGGCAAGCCUAUCAAGGCUGUCGUAAAGUGCUGUUUCUUGUCCGAAUUUGACAAACUUAAACCGCUGCUGGUGAAAAUGAAGAAGAUGGUAACGGUUCUCCUUCAGAUGAUAUCAGAUUCAGAGAAGAGCUAUUUUCUGAAAUUGAACACUGUUAGCUUUUCGGGAGAUGACCCACAAGAGCAUUCAAUCACAAAAACCUUGAAUGUGAUUCUUCUCACUUUUUUUAUGCAUUGCACCAUUUCAACACGUUAGGGCCACGGUAGAUUUUGGAAUAAUUUGGGGGUCGGAGCAGGGAGUUUCUGAUUCGGAGACCGGUGUAGCUACCGGUCUAGAGUUUCGAUACCGGCGCGAGAAUUUCGUCGAAAAUCUUUAAGUUACCUAACUUUAGCAUCUUAAAAUCUGUAGCGAUGUAUAUCAAAUGUGGAGCAAGGUCAAUGUUUAAAGAAGUUAUGAAGGUAUUAUGAAGUCGUGUGUGGGACAAAAAGAGCAACAUGUCCAUCGAGGAACAGGAGUUAGUUAAAAACAUUGCUGGUUUUUCGAAAAAUGACGACAAAGAUUUAAAGUACGAAAAAACAGCGACAGUCCGUUCUAGCAAAAGCGAGCAAAAAAAGUAUUCUAAGUUGGAAAAGUUUUUGUUUUGGUCUAGUAUAAACCAAAAGUUUAAGAGCAGUUCCAAAUUGCGAAGAAAAUUAUACACCGAAAUUAGAAGAAAAGGAUUUAUUGUCUCCGAAGAAAUUAAAGGAAUAAUCUUUGAUUUUCAGAAAAGAAGAAAUAAUUUUGCUACCUGUUCAAAAAAAGUACCCAACGGCCUUUUUAUGUCAAAACAAUUUUUGUGCAAGUGUGAGUGGCUUCUUUACAAUCCUGUAACUUUACCUUGUGGUCAUACUUUGUGCAAAGAAUGUGCUGAUGAAGCAAUGUUUUGUCUUGUUUGUGGUAUUACACUAGAUAGAUCAUGCCCUGUUAAUAUUUUUCUUGCUGCAAUACUUUCAAAUUGGUUUCCUACCGAAUACAAGGCCACCAAACUUAAAAAGAUUGCUAAAAAUCAGAUGAAAAAUAACAGUUUGUCGUUAGCACUUUCUAGUGUAAAUAAAGCUUUACUUCUAGUUGCUGAAGAUUACAUUGGACUAAAUUUAAGAUCAGAAAUAUAUACAAAAUUACAACGUUAUUCUGAAGCUUUUAGGGAUGUGGAGUUGGCAUGUAAAAUCAAUCAUCAUGAUGCAAAACUUCAGUUUCAACGAGGUGUUUGUUAUUCAAAUCUCGGUAAUUUAGAAUCCGCAAUUGAUGCUUUUCAACUUUGCCUUGAAUUAGAUCCAGAAAAUAUGGAACUGUCAAAUGCUGUUAUUUCAAGAAUUGACGAAUUACUUUCCCUUCCUGAUUCAGAAGAAAAAAAUAAUUUACCAAAUGAAUUCAAUAGAAAUCCACUCCUUGACCAAGAUAGUGAUAAUAAAGGUUCUGCGAAACCGUCCACUUAUACUGGUCAUGAUGAUUCAACAAAAUUUGACCACACGGCAAAAACAUAUUCCACUACUAAUAGUAGGACUCAUAUACAAGAUGAAUUAGUCAGUAAUAGUAUUUCUGACUGUGAAGUUGUAGUCAGUCAGCAAAUAUCACCUAAAUCCAACCAUGUAAACAGUAAAGAUACAUUAACUAGUAACUGCAAUAAAAAAUCUGAUAAAAAUAGUUCUAGUAAAAAUUGUGAAAUUUUGAAUAAUCGUUUAUCUGAUUUAAAAGAAAAACCUUCGUGUUCGAAAGAAAGAAAAGAAUACAAAAUGCUAAGUCAUGACAAUAUAUCACACAUUGAAUUACUUUCAAAACAUCAGAAUACACCGGUGGAAAAAUUUUUAGGAGUACCAAAACAUGCGUUAAAAGAAGAAGAUUUUGAAUGCAAGUUGUGUUAUGAUAUUAUUUAUAAUCCUGUGACAGCACCAUGUGGACAUGUUUUUUGUAGACAUUGUUUAUUACGGACACUAGACCAUAACACUUUGUGUCCCAUUUGCAGAGAAUGUUUGAAAGACUAUUUAGGGAAACCAUCCAAACCAGUGACUGAAAUUAUUGUAAAAAUGUUAGAACUGUAUUUCAACAAGGAGUAUUCUGAAAGAAAAAAAGCAUACAUGGACAAUCUGGAGAAGUUAUCAAGAGUGGGAAUAGACAAAGAUGUUCCAAUACCGAUCUUUGUGUGUUCAAUUGCUUUUCCAUAUGUUGGUUGUCCGCUACAUAUUUUUGAGCCCAAAUAUCGACUGAUGAUUCGAAAUUGUUUGGAAUCGGGUUCAAAGAAGUUUGGUAUGUGCAUCCCUCAGUCACCCCAAUCAGAGAAUGGAGACUUCGCUGAUAUAGGUACAAUCUGUGAAAUCACGAAAUAUAAAGUACUAUCCGAUGGAAGAUUUAUCAUUCAUACUGUUGCAGGACAAAGAUUUUUAGUAAAAGAAAAAAGGAUUGUCGAUUCUCUCUAUUAUGCGGAUGUGGAUUAUUUUUGUGACGAGCCAGAAGAUUUGAGUCAUGAAAGGUUUUCCUUGUUGUCAACUUGUAUAUACAAUCAGUUAUCGGCAUACAUAACUGGUUUGAAGUCUGCCGAGCAAAGCUGCAUUUUUAACGCGAUCGGUAGAUUGCCACCAUACACACAAAAUUAUGGACAGUACCAACAUGGCGUACCCUGGAUUUGGUGGGGAUUAGCUGCACUUCCGUUGAACUUGACGACCAAAGUGGUUUUCCUUCGUUCGAAAUGUGUUAGUGAACGAAUGCUAAGCUUGCAAAGAUUUCUACGUUUUCUUACUAAUUUAAACAAUGCAUCAAAUAAUUCAACAGCUGGAACUCGUUAAGCCAGCUUAAACUCGUUGAGCCAGCUUAUUUAUCACAAGGCCACAAAUUCGCGAAUUUACGUAUUUGCACUUUCAUUCUCAAAUAUUUUUAUUUUCUUUAAAAAAAAGUUAAAAAAAUAAACUUUGUUUUGUUCUUAGUCUAUAAAGGCAUUCAAACUAAGUACUAAGUCUCGACAUUCUUAUAAAUUCUGUUCUUAAAAUAGAAAACUUGUAUUAUUUUCUUGCUAAACUCGUGAAGAAAGUUUCAGAUAUUUCUUAUGCUCUUGUUCAAUUUGCCAUGUUUCAUUAUUCGAAAAGUACUUCAUUAGAGAUUCACAAUUAUAAAUCUUUGGGAGAAUAAACUUUCGCGAAUCAAGAAUUACGUAGUUUCAUGAAAAUGCUAUAAAUAGGCUAGUUUUCUUCAGUUACAUAACUUUGUCAAAUUUCGUGUUUAGCACUCGUGAUAAAAUAUGUGAAUGUAAAAAAAAAAUGAUGACAGUCUAUUUUUGGUAAAGUAUUGAUAUUUUUUGAUAAAACAGUAGUUCUGUGAGUAAUAAAGAGUACAAAUAUAGUCUUAUUAAAAAAGAACCUAUAUGGAAUGAAGUCAUGUGAUAUUUGCCCAUAAAAAAAAGUAUAUAAAAUCACUGUAGGUUUCUAAAAAACUGACUUCCCCGAAAUUAGGUAUUCUUAAUAUUGUAACUAAUUUUUUACUAUUGUACUAUUGUCCGAGUAUUUUUUUUAAUUCACUGUAGAUUUUAGAAAUGUAUAAAUGACUAAUAUUUUUAUAAAGCGGAAAAUUAUUUAUAAAUUAAAUUCUGUUUGAUCUCAUAACUGCCUCACCGGUCUUUAAGCAACACACUACGUUCUUCAACCCAACCUCGUCCCCAGGGGCUUUUGCCUUUUUGACAUGCUUGACAUAGGCAACAAAUCCUGGGGACAAGGAUGUUCUUGCUUUUUACAUAUUUAUACCUGCCAUGCCAUGCCAUGCUGACAUUUUUUGAAAAAUUAUACCAUGCUUAAACCCAUUUAAAUCUGAGGAAGGGCGGGAUCGUGAAAGGGCUUACAGAUAAAACAAAAAACUCUUAAUGACUUAUUUUUAAGGUUUGAUUAAACUUUAAAUACAAAAGCUGUAUUAUAUUAUGUCAAUCUCUUUAAGAAAUACUCUGAAAGUUGAAAGUCCCCCUGUUAACUGUUUUCCACUAUAUCAGCCAUUGUUGUUUGUUGCAAAGUUUUUAGAGAACUUUUUUUGUAAGUUAUCUAUUUGCCGGAUCUUUUUUGACCUUUUUUUCCGUCAUGACGAAUGGCUCUUUUGCCCCUCCGCGUUCUCCCAGUAGAUGGCUCCAAAUAGGCUGACAACACCACACUUGCUGUUGUGGAGGCGAACUCGAACCUGAAACUUCAUGAUCACAAGUCCAAUGCUCAACUCACUACACUAUAUCCACCAUCUGAAAUUGUGAUAAACUUCCAUCUUCAUUUUUUUAUUUAUUCUGCUCUAAUAAGAAAUACAAGUGUGGGGCGCCACACUUGUAUUUCUAUUUUUUCUUCAUAACUAUGAGAAGGAAGUUAAAAAAAAAAAAAAUUCUAAAAAAAAAAAUAAACCGCCCCUGCCAAAUAAGCGCCCCUGUUGAGAUGAAACUUUUAAAUAAGCGCCCGGGCGCUUAAUCUGUU
This is a messenger RNA of Hydractinia symbiolongicarpus, 4512 nucleotides long. RefSeq names its product LON peptidase N-terminal domain and RING finger protein 3-like. Lineage: Eukaryota; Metazoa; Cnidaria; Hydrozoa; Anthoathecata; Hydractiniidae. The coding region runs from base 541 to 2865 and encodes 774 amino acids. The record is from RefSeq and is a predicted model, not a curated record. Gene Ontology annotation, molecular function: protein binding. The transcript is spliced from 3 exons.